This is a messenger RNA of Aspergillus affinis, 1557 nucleotides long. Its product is annotated as UPF0183 domain protein. Bases 1 to 1557 code for a protein of 518 amino acids. The transcript is spliced from 2 exons. Gene Ontology annotation, biological process: Golgi to plasma membrane protein transport. The record is from RefSeq and is a predicted model, not a curated record. Lineage: Eukaryota; Fungi; Ascomycota; Eurotiomycetes; Eurotiales; Aspergillaceae. Gene Ontology annotation, cellular component: trans-Golgi network.
AUGGCGGAAGUCGAUGUUGUUUCUCGGCAGGCCCAAAAGGGAAAACGUAAACAAACGGGCACGUGCCGUCAUGUGGUGCGGGCGUCAGGAGCCCUCGGUGCGUCGCUUCAUAAUGUCCUCAGUCGCGUCAAGUCCCAUCCCCAGACCUACCCCGCAAUCGACAUAGCGUACUCUCCUUCGGAACCCAUCCAGAAGCCCGUAACGCUGCAGCUGCCGUCCAACGGUCUCCGUCUGCGCUUCGACGGUCCUGAUCAACGGCUACGUCUGAUCGAAGUGCUGGACUUCUCCAAGAUCACUCUUGUCUAUAAGAGCCAGGAGGUACUGAAGGGGGUCAAGCCGCAGGAACAGCCGGUCUCGCAGCAAGGACCUAGUUUCCGACAUGUCUACAAUCGUCUCUUCGGUCCCUCCUACCCGGGCGAAUACAUUCCUCCGGCCACUCAAUCCCCCUAUGGCACGUACGUGCUUUCAUACCCCGGGGUUUCGUUUUCGUUCCCCCUCCAGCAUUCCGCAUGGUCCGACCAGUGCGACUUUGUAGCGUUGCUGUCCUCCUCGGCGGCGUUGACGGCAACCUCGAUGGCCAUCUUCCAAGGCGCAUCGUGGCCUGAGGCUCGGAACAAGUUGUUCACUCAGCAACCGCAGUAUCCUCGCUUUCCGGCGUUGGCGGGGAAAACUCGAGACGUGGUGCCGGAUGAGGUGGAAGAGUUCCUCAUCUUAGGUGCUGGCAAGCUGGAAGCGGUUCGCCGAUCCACGCCGUCUUCUUAUAUCAGCCUAGCCGAAACCACACCGCAGGACCUGAUCGCUGAAUUCGGUCCGCCCGACGCCAUCUACCGUAAAAAUGAUCGAAGAAUCUCCAUACACCGUGCCGCUGGCGGUAAUGGCGACGACCCUCUUCGCAUAAGCCCGUCUCCGGGCCGGGGAAUGGAUGUGACUGACACCGACCAUUCGUCCAACAGCGGCACAGACGACUCGGAUGACGAGUUAUCCCAAACCUAUAAUCUAGAUCCCAUGUCGCUUCCCACUGAAUGUUUUUUCAAUUACUUCCACCAUGGCUUCGAUGCCUUCAUCUCGUACCCUACCACUCCCGGGCCUGCGUUCCCCGGUUCCGCUCUCGCGGAUCCAACUCCCCCAUCCCCCUCGUCUAAUCUAGUCGUGACCAAGAUCAUUCUACACGGCAAUGUGCCCGGGUCUUAUCCUUUCAAUCGCCACCGACGCAGUCGCUGGAAGGUCAACUUAAAUCCUUCCAAUCAAGUCAUCACCUCCGAAACCCGGUACGAUGAGAUCUCCGAGCGUCUCCGGGGUGUUUGGAAAGGUUAUUAUGCGAACUCUGCGGAAGAACGAGCUCUGCAGAGGCCCAUGGUGCUGAACCGCGGUUGGGGCGACAGCCCGGAGAGUAGCGUGGAGUUCCUGGGCGGGUGGGAGGAGAGUACGGGCAAAGGUCAACGGACCGGUCAUGAUAAUCACGACGGAGGACUGGGUAAUACGGAGUUAUUUGGCUAUCCCGGACUGCUUUUCGAGGUUCUGAAGAAUGGUGCCGUCAGCUGCUUGACCAUAUAUUGA